Molecule: messenger RNA, 2846 nt
Organism: Maniola jurtina (meadow brown)
Lineage: Eukaryota; Metazoa; Arthropoda; Insecta; Lepidoptera; Nymphalidae
Exons: 11
Coding region: 386-2719 (777 amino acids)
Cellular component (GO): membrane
Source: RefSeq, a predicted model, not a curated record
UGGUGGGAAGUACACAGGGCUGCAGCGGGUGCGACAGUGUCGCGCAAAUCUCGUUGAAUCCGAGACGCGUGCAAAACGCGAAGUAGCGCGAGUACAACUCUCCACAAGACGAAGACUUAAAAAAACUGAACUGUAUUUUAAAAUUUUAGAUUUUUAAUUCCAAAUAAAUAAUAAAAGUUUUUAGUGUAAAUUAAGAGUGAAGUUAUUUACGAGAAGACUUAUUGUUUAUUUGCGAAUGCGGUAAAAGAACAUUUCCAUGCAUCACGAAAAUCAACUAGUGAGAAUACAUGCGGGGGAUUGGAUAACAAAACAUUUUCCCACGUAGGACUCGCCCUCGUGUGGAAAAACAGAUUUAUUUUGAACUGCAGCAACAUAACACGGCAAAAUGCAGUUCGUACGCUCCUUCUUCAAAAGGAUCACAGAUGAUCUCAAACAAAAGAAGCUUAUACCUCUUAAAAUACUAUUUUUCGUUCACGCUUCAACUUUGCUCGUCUUGUACCCGUACCUCACAAUACAUAUGCGAGAGCUUGGCAUCAAUGUGGAAGAGACGGCCAUCAUGUCUGCAGUGACUCCGGUCGUCUCUAUAGUGAUGCCCCCUCUCGCCGGCAUGCUGGCUGACAAGAUCGGAAACUUCAGGUUACUCUUAGCAUUAUUCUCUGCACUCGGCGGGGCUUCAGCGCUAUUCCUGCUAGCUGUUCCAGUGGGGCGCAUCACCGUGACGUUUCCCCUUAACGUUGACUUGCUGGCGUCGUGUGACAGUGGCUCCCUACGUCUGCAACAAGUUCGAGACCAUCCUUGCAGCCCCCUUCAUCCUUUUGCGUACGAUGUCAACCUUACAGUGUUAUCGUGCGGUUUUGUUUGCGAGUUACCACAUGGAAUUUCUUCAGAAGAAAUAGAGGCUAUUGUCCAUGCAAACUCGUACGACGUGCAUUUGAAAUCACAAACUGAGUCACAGCGCCUUGUGUACCGCAACACGGUUUCCUCAUUGUUAGCUCGGAAAGAAAGGCCGAUAACAGACCAGAGUACAUCGCGAAUUAUGAUUAAUGAUCCCUAUUUUAACUCCACUGCGACUAAAGCGGCUGGUAAUAGAAUAUUCUUUCCUUCGCCGCAACUGUAUCAAAUAGAUUGUUAUCAUGAGGGAAACAAUGCCACGUGUUUAUUUGGAAAAAAGAACUACAUCAAUGAUUCUAUCGAAGAAAUCAAAGAAAUGAAGAUGUUUCGUAUUCGAAUAACUCACGACGCUCAGAAAAAUGCUGCGGAAGUUCGAAAUUAUUGGGUGAAUGCUAUAUCUCUAAGCAAUGAUACAAAAUUAGAUGAAGACUACGAAGGAAUUGACUCAACAGUGUGUAAAAACAAUUUUGAUGAGAAAGUCGAGGGUGACACUGUCUGGGUAAACGCAGCAUUGAAGACUCUGACCAAGUGUUCGGUCGCUUGUGCAGCGACGGCACCUAGAAAAAGCCUUUGUGAUAACCAUGAACAGCAGAUUGAGUUGGACCCAUCAUUAACCUUUUGGGCUUACUUGGCUGUUCGUGUAUUCAUCGGAAUCAUCGGCGGCACAGCAUUCGCUAUGUUUGAGGGAGCAGUGAUUGCGAUCGUGAGGGAUCAGAAGGCAGACUACGGCCUUCAGAGAGUCUAUGGCAGUAUAGGCGGCAUGAUUUCUUCGCCGCUCUCCGGAUUACUUAUUGAUUAUGCUAGUAGAGGGAAAGGGUAUACAGAUUUCAGGCCCGCUUUUUACCUGUAUGCAGUUCUGAAAGUCCUCUCCGGUGUUUUGAUGCUGAGUAUCGAUCUUGAGUUCAAACAGCCCGCACAGAAUCUGCUGGACGAUUUUAUUUCUGUGUUUCGAAAUGUUGAACUUGUGGCGCUCUUUAUUGCUUGCUUUCUUAUGGGUACCGCGUGGGGCUACAUCGAAAGCUUCCUGUUCUGGUUGCUUCAGGACCUGGGAGCGUCUCGCUCCUUGAUGGGCAUCACCAUCACAGUGGCAGGAAUCGCUGGCUUGCCUCUGUUGGUGCUUUCUGGACCAAUCAUUAAAAAACUUGGCCAUGCUAAUGUUCUGUUCAUCGGUUUUCUCUUUUAUGCUAUUAGACUUCUUGGCUACUCGCUGAUCUACAACCCGUGGCUGUGUCUGGUGUUCGAGGCGUUGGAGUCCGUGACGUCAUCGCUGUCUUUUACGGCGGCCGUCACAUACGCAGCAAGCCUGUCGUCCACCACCACUGACACCUCCGUACAAGGACUACUGGGAGGAAUAUACUACGGAGUUGGCAAAGGAUCAGGCAGUCUUAUCGGGGGUUACUUGAUGAAAUUCUUCGGAACAAGACCUACAUAUCAACUUUUCGCUGCUGCAAUGUUUGUCACCGGUUGUCUCUACUACCUAUUCAAUCAGUUUUAUAUCCGAAAGAGAACUAAACUGAUCGACGAGAGCGACAUCUGUAAAAAGAAGCCUUCGUUAGACAUUGAGGGUCGCGAUGCAAGUCAUGAAAUUACAAACAAGGAGACUGAAAAAAUGAAUACGCCGCUAGAUGUCGCCACUAAGACUGAAGUUAAGAAUUGUGACACUGAAACAAACGUCGACUCAAAUAAGCCUAAAAGCCCUAAACUUCUGAUAGUACCGGAAAGUACAGAUGGCAGUAGCGACUCUGGAUUUGAUAAUCCUGCGUAUAAUGAGAACGAUAGCGAAAAUUCUGUGGAUGACGUUAAAAAAAACGACAAACCUAGUGUUUGAUAUCAUGUGAUAAAUAAGUAUUAUGUUAGGACUACAAUUAAUUAGCUUACUGAGAUAUCAUAAGUGUAAAAUAUUGUAUAAAUCGUAUGUUUAUAUUUAUUAUUAUUAAAGAACUUUCUAAAAGAUG